Messenger RNA from Anguilla anguilla (European eel), 1558 nucleotides. Its product is annotated as homeobox protein Hox-C11a-like. Gene Ontology annotation, molecular function: RNA polymerase II cis-regulatory region sequence-specific DNA binding; DNA-binding transcription factor activity, RNA polymerase II-specific. Gene Ontology annotation, biological process: regulation of transcription by RNA polymerase II; anatomical structure development. The record is from RefSeq and is a predicted model, not a curated record. NCBI's taxonomy places the organism in Eukaryota, Metazoa, Chordata, Actinopteri, Anguilliformes, Anguillidae. Gene Ontology annotation, cellular component: nucleus.
AUGACAAUAUCUACUUUCGAUCACGUGUAGGGGCGACUUAGACGGAUAGCGCGUCAUCUCGCCUUCCCAAAUUUCCUUCUGCUGUUCGAAACCAAAACAUCUAUCAAUAGUGUCGGGAACGGGAGAACGAUGUUUAACUCGGUGAAUCUGGGCAACUUCUGCUCACAGACGCGCAAAGACAGGACUUCAGAGUUUGCGGACAGAGCAGGCUGUGCCUCGAACCUCUACCUCCCAAGCUGCACUUAUUACGUCCCCGAAUUUUCAGCAGUCUCUUCGUUCCUUCCACAGGCCUCGUCUCGGCAAAUCACCUAUCCUUAUUCCACAAAUCUGUCUCAAGUGCAGCCGGUCCGGGAGGUUUCCUACGGCUUGGACCCGUCCAGUAAAUGGCACCACAGAAACAAUUACGCGUCCUGCUACUCAGGAGAGGACCUUGUGCAUAGAGACUGCCUUCCGCCAUCCACCAUGACAGAAAUGCUCAUGAAAAACGACAGUGUCUACAGCCAUCAUCACCACCACCAUCACCCCAGCUCCAACCAUGCGUCUACGGGCUUUUACUCGGGCGUGGGGAAAAACAAUGUCCUUCCACAAGGAUUCGAUCGCUUUUUCGAGAGCGCACAUAGCGGCGCAGAUGGCCAGCUAGAGACCUGUUUACAAAAGAGCGACUCGGGCAAGUUAGAAUCCGAGUCCCAGCAACCGAGCGCGCUCCCCGGCACAGCAGACCCGGAAAAGGACCCAGAAGAUGAGGAAGAAAACAUCAAUUCGGGCUCGUGUGCCUCUUCCUCGGGCGCUAAGGACGACAACACCAGCAAGAACAGCCACUCGAGUAUCCCGCGCACAAGGAAGAAGAGAUGUCCAUACUCCAAGUUUCAGAUCCGGGAGCUUGAGCGGGAAUUCUUCUUUAAUGUGUAUAUCAACAAAGAAAAACGGAUGCAGCUUUCCAGAAUGCUUAACCUGACCGACCGACAGGUCAAAAUCUGGUUCCAGAACCGGAGAAUGAAAGAAAAGAAAUUAAGCCGAGAUCGUUUGCAGUAUUUCUCCGGCAACCCCUUAUUGUGAACACGAAGCACUUAGAUAUGCUGCAAAAUAAUCAUCAGUAUUGAAAUUGAUAUCAGAAGAGACUUCAGCAAAAAAGUGUUAGGUCCUGUUAUGGAACGAUCGGUCCGAUCAUCGAUUUUUCAGUUAAUUUUUGUGAUCAUAUCAAUUGUGCCCACUAUCAAAACCAGCAAAGGAUGACAGACUUUGAAUAUACCUUUUGAAUAUUAUACGAAAGGUUAAUAUGGAUGCAUUUUACAGUCUAGAUAGGUUUUUUUCAAUUAUUCGAUUUGUUUGUGAAUAUGUGAAAUAUACAGUUAGCCUUGCUAUGUGCGAUUCUAAUAAUGUUACCGACCUCUGUAAUGUUUAUUGUUCCGUUUUGUCGCGCGUUUUGCAAUCAUUGUUUGUUAAUACUGAAAUGUUCCCUUAUCACAGUUCUCAGGCACUAUAUUUUAUGAUCGUUUUUCCAGUUCUGUUGUGUUAUUUUCUUAUUUUCUGCAUGACAUAAAUAUGAAUUUAACUGAAG